CUAAAGCCUUACACUGUGCGGUGCGAGGCGGGACUAAAGCCGCAGACUAAAGAAAAGGAUCGGAGAGACUGAUGGAAGCUUGGGAACGCACCGCUGAAAAAGGCGCUAGAAGGACGGCUAGGAGAGUGGCGGGCUAGCGGCUAGCAGCGGAGAAGUUGUCACCAAGCAGCGGUGAAAAGUGGGAUUUGAUGGCAGUCUAGCAGGACUGGAGACCCGGCGGAGGAAGUCAAGACUCAGGACACCGAGGAGCCAUGUCCACCACCACCUCUCUGCCACUGCCCAAGCAGGACGAGGAGGAGGAGGAGGAGGAGGAGGAGGAGGAGGAGGAGGAGCAAGGGGAGGAGUUUGUGUUUGACGACAGCGAAGGCGAGGAGACGCGCCAGGAGGGCGGCGAAGGGCUUGGCAGCGGUGGCGUCUUCGUGCAACCGGGGUCCAAAGCAGCGUCACAAGCUGUGCCAGACGUCACACAACAGGAAGGAGGUGCCCGCAAGGAAGCGUCCAUUUCCACCCAAGAUGUUCCAGUGGGAGAGUCAGCCAGCGGCGGAGCCUCAGAAGGACUCCAGUCCAGUGCCUCGGCUCCGCGUGAGGGGGAGGUGCUUCUAACCGGUCCUGCGAGGCCAUCGGCGCGAGACGGCGGCACAGAAACCGCGCAGGAACGCCCGGACGUCCCUGAAGCAUCAAAUGAAAGCGAAACUAACUCCAGGACUGAAGACUCCUCAGAGGUCAUCUAUGAUGACGUUCCCUGUGAGGAGGCCCUCUCCCCUGACGAUGACACACUUUAUGAGGACGUGCAGAGGGACUCUGGACUUCCUGUUGCAGGCAACGGGUGGAGCUCCAGCGAGUUUGAGAGCUACGACGAGCAGUCUGAUGGCGAGAGCAAAGUGCCGACACGCAGCAAGCUCUCUCCUGAGGUGCGGCGGCUGAGGGAACGCUGUGCCAAGACCAAGCGUGAGCUGGCCAUGAAGCUGUCUGGCAAGCACCACUAUGACAUCAAGGUGCAGCAGCUCAUGAAGGCGGCGAGGAGCGGAACCAAGGAUGGGCUGGAGAAGACCAGAAUAGCCGUCAUGCGUAAAGUUUCCUUCCUCCAGCGGAAAGACACCAUCGAAGAGGAGGACGACGCAGGCUACCUGGAAGUGGCCGUGUCAGACGUGAAGCACCCUCCCCCGCAGCUGAGCGCCAUGCCAGAGGGACUGACCAGCCACCAGGUUGUCCGGCGCCACAUCCUGAGCUCCGUCAUCCAGAGCGAGCGCAGCUACCUGGAGUCCCUGCGCAGGAUCCUGCAGGAAUACCACAGACCUCUGCUGGAGGCCGAGCCGCGCAUCCUGAGUCCACGGAAGAUCCGGCCCAUUUUCCACCGAGUCCGGGAGAUCACGCAGUGCCACGCCAUGUUUCAGAUCGCGCUGGCGUCGCGUGUGGCCGAAUGGGACAGCUGCGAGACGAUCGGAGACUUGUUCGUGGCCUCGUUCUCCAAGUCCAUGGUGCUGGAUGUGUACAGCGACUACGUCAACAACUUCACCAACGCCAUGGCUCUCAUUAAGAAGGCCUGCCUGUCCAAACCGGCCUUUCUUGAAUUCCUAAAGAAGAAGCAGGCGUCCAGUGCGGACCGCAUCACUCUCUACGGCCUGAUGGUGAAGCCCAUCCAGCGCUUCCCCCAGUUCAUUCUGCUGCUGCAGGACAUGCUGAAGAACACACCUAAGGGCCACGUGGACCGCCUGCCCCUGCAGCUGGCCCUCACCGAGCUGGAGACCUUGGCGGAGAAGCUCAACGAGCAGAAGCGAGUCGCCGACCAGAUCGCGGAGACUCAGCAGUUGGCUCGCAGUGUCAGCGAUCGUCUGCUCAGCAAGCAGCUGAACCUGGACCAGGGGUCUCUGGUCCAGUGCGAGACGCUCAUUGAGACUGUGUACGGCGACCGGGGACAAGUCCUCAAAUCCAAGGAGCGCAAGGUCUUCCUCUUCGACGACGUCCUCAUCUGCGCCAACAUAAACGUCAAGGGGUCGCCAGAUAUCAGCAGCCUGGUCCCGGUGGGACCCAAGUACACCAUGAAGUGGAGCGCCCCCUUGCAGCAGGUGCAGGUGGUGGAGGUGGGUCAGGAGGCCUGCCAGAGCAAAGACGUGGUCUUCCAGCCCAGCAGCAGCGGCGCAAGGCGGCCAAGCGUGGCCCACGCCUCAGGUAAAUCCAUUUUGGGUCCUCCACGGCUUUACCAGGAACUGCAGGAGCUCCAGCAUGACCUUUGUGUGGUGGAGGAUGUGACGCUCCUGGUGGGAACUCUGCAGGGGACCUACCAGAACCUGAACACCACAGUGGCCCAGGACUGGUGCUUGGCUCUGCAGAGGUUCAUCCAUAUCAAAGAGGAGCAGAUCCAGAGUGCCAACAAAUGCCGCUUACGCCUGCAGGUGCCCGGCAGACCCGACAAGUCCGGUCGCCCUGUGAGCUUCAUGGUGGUCUUCAACACUCCCAACCCCCUCAGCAAGAUCUCCUGGGUCAACAGGAUGCACUUGGCCAAGAUUGCACAACGGGAGGAGAACUCUCCAGGCUGGCUGUAUGGCGAGCACGAGGAGAAGACCACGGCUCCUUUUUGGUGUCCGCUGCUGGCCAGUCGCAUGCCUGUGUUUGCCACCAAGUCCCCUGAGAGAAAGCUUGAAGCUGCCAUCCACAAUCCUGUUCAGUGUGCAAUGUUGGGCUUCUCUGCGGCCAGCACCUCCUUACCUCAAGGCUUUCUCUGGGUGGCAGGCGGUGGAGAAGCCUCCCAGGGCCACGUGGAGAUCUUCUCCCUCAACAGACCUGUGCUGAGGGCAGUGAAGAGCCUGCAAGUAGGAUCGGCCAUCCGGUGUCUGGAAUAUGUGCCGGAAUGUUCUCUGACCGAGGAGACAGAGCCUGGAGAGCCCAAGGCCACGCCGGGGAACGGUGCCAACAUCUGCGUGGGGUUGGACGACGGACGAAUUCUGGUCUACGGCAGCGUGGACACGGCAGCUCAAAGCCUCCUGACCCUCAGUAACCCCGAGGGUUGCCCCGUCAUGUGUCUGAAACACUCGCCUAACUUCCUGUUUGCCGGUCUUCGCAACGGAACCAUGAUGGUUUACGGGAGAAAAGACAGCGAUGACCUUUGGGACCCGGACUCCUGCAGAAAUGUGAACCUGGGUUCACAGCCGGUUCGGACCCUGUUGGUACUGGACGACUCGGUGUGGGCGAGCUGCGGGAACUCCGUCACCGUGGUGGACGUCUCCAGCCUCAGCACUCAGACGUUUGAGGUCCACCCAGACCCGAUGGUGAGCGUGGCACACGUGGCGUGCGCGGGCGGCGGCGUGUGGAUGGCGUUCUCGGAGGGCUCGUCCAUCCGUCUCUUCCACACCGAGACGCUGGAGCUCCUGCAGGAAAUCAACAUAUCGCCGCGCUCCACCGUGCUCAACAUGGGCCAGGAGAGCAUGCGAGUCACCAGCCUGCUCAUCUGUCAAGGACUCCUGUGGGUGGGCACCGCCCAGGGUGUGGUCAUCACCCUGCCCGUUCCUAAAUUGGAAGGAAUCCCCAAGAUAACGGGAAAGGGAAUGGUCUCCCUAAACGGCCACUGCGGGCCCGUGGACUUCCUGGUGGCCACGAGCAGCACCCUGUCACCUGACCUCCUGAAGAGGGACUCUGUGGGGGACGGUCUGGACUCGGCCUGCGGGGGCGAGGAGCACAGCGACACUUCCUCGCAGGAAUCCCUGCAGCAGUCCAGCGAGGCCCGGGGCAAAGGUCGCGGCGUCCUCCUGCGCUACAAGCUGCGCUCCACGUCGGGGCUGCCCGGCCAGCCGCUGACGGCCGCGCCCGGCGACGAGGCGUCGGACUCGUCCCUGGAGUCCUUGGAACACAGCGUGGAAGACGGCUCCAUAUACGAGCUCAGCGACGACCCCGAGAUGUGGGUGCGGGGUCGGCCUUCCGAGAAGGACGGGCGGAGCAAAGACCGGGUGGUCUCUGCCGCCAUCAUCUCCGGGGGAAAAGGCUUCCGGCGGCUGAGAGAAGGAGCGCCCGCCGCCGCCGCCGGUGCUCGGACCAGCGGGGAGGCUUUGGAGAACCUUCUCCUGGUGUGGCAGCUCCCGCUGACCGUGUAGCUCGGAAGGUCCACAUCAUCCGUGCCAAACAAAAUCCUCCUUUCCUUGUUUUGUUCCACAGCUCGUCAACGCCUCUUACAGGACCGGAGUGGACCGGUACCAGUCUUGGCGGGCCUGGACUCGCCCUCAUGCACUUUGAAUGAAAAGACAAACUAACUCGCGGUACCGCUCCAGGAAGGAGUCCUCACCCCCGCCUUGACCUUGGACUUGGUCUGGAACGUCAAGACUGUCUCUCCGCUCAAUGUGAACGCCCAAGACGGACGCCGGAGCCGGAGGUGACCACACUUAAAACCUAACUUUCUUGCACAUCUUCUUUUUUUUUGGGGGGGGUAACUAAAGUUUUCCUUUUUUUUAACAUGACUUCUAGAAAGGUUCCAGCACUUCUUUUUAUCGUCCGGCUAAUAAAUGUUGUUUUAGGGCUACACUGAAAAUACUCAUUUUCUUCAGGAAUAAAGUUGAUUUUAACAAGU
This is a messenger RNA of Nerophis lumbriciformis (worm pipefish), 4555 nucleotides long. RefSeq names its product Rho guanine nucleotide exchange factor (GEF) 10-like a (gene arhgef10la). Gene Ontology annotation, cellular component: cytosol. Gene Ontology annotation, biological process: positive regulation of stress fiber assembly; SREBP signaling pathway; actin cytoskeleton organization. Lineage: Eukaryota; Metazoa; Chordata; Actinopteri; Syngnathiformes; Syngnathidae. The record is from RefSeq and is a predicted model, not a curated record. Gene Ontology annotation, molecular function: guanyl-nucleotide exchange factor activity; protein binding.